Molecule: messenger RNA, 1272 nt
Organism: Bemisia tabaci
Lineage: Eukaryota; Metazoa; Arthropoda; Insecta; Hemiptera; Aleyrodidae
Source: RefSeq, a predicted model, not a curated record
UGCUGUAUAGACGGUUAGUCCAUAAAAACGUUGUACUAGUGCGUCACCGAGAAGGACGGGCCCAUUACGGCUUAGGCGCCGAUUUGAGAAUUUGCAUGCGAGAGUUCAAUAGUUUGUGUAGUGCUUUCGCCGAGGAGGACCCACGGAGACAUCUUCACGCGUUGAGAAUAAAAUGGGGAUUGGUAUUUUCCUCAGAUCGCUGAUUCUCCUCUUCAUAUUGAUUUUUGAUCACCCGAUAACAUUGAAUGCUGACGAUGAGCCCCUUAUAGAGAAAAUGACAACCAUAAUGAACCAGGAUCAAUGCAAGUACAAGCUCCUCUCCUGCAGGGCCGGAGAGAGCAGAAUGCUAGCCCCCGCCGAAAAGGAUUGCAAAGACGCUUUCAAGGCAUUUAAAAAACUCUCGCAGGAAGUAAAGUCUCAUGUUUGUCCUAAAGCUCGGAGCCCCGAUUGUCGUCAUGAUCCCAGUAUCUCUUGGAGCUGCGCUUUCAAAUGUGACCUGACUUCGAAGGAAGCACAAUAUUACUACACGCAAAGACGCACGCACCCGCCGCAAUCACAUUCAAAACCAUUGAAAGAUAUUUUGUACCAAAUACGUGCCUAUCAAGGUGAACUCGAGAGGAUAGAACGCCGAAAUAACGCAUUUCCACAGAUUUGGGAUCUAUAAGGUCCUGGGUUUGACUUUAAUUGGAAUGCUUUCACAAAUUUACAUGUGAUAUGCACGAUGAAACCUGAUCAUGACGAAACGUCCUCACGACCAUAUCACUGAAAAAAACUGUGCUUGUUUCAAGCAUGAUGAUUCUUGCAUUUGUCGCCAAGAAUUUUUCUUAUCUUGAUGUACGCUGAAUUCUUCUUGAUACAAGGAAAAAUGCUCGGGCUAAGCAGAAAAGUAGUUUACAUUAAGCAGCAAAAUUCUUGAUUCAAGAAAAAAUACUUCUUGGCGGCAAAUUUAAGAUUCCUUUUUUUUCGGUGAUUCGGAAAACUGUUCUUGUCGGAAACGUAAACCCCGUGAAUGCAAGUGAGCCUUUUCAUGAGGAAAACAUGCCAUAAAUGUGAAACUUUCCAACUGCUAGAUUUAAUUAUGACCAGGUCUAAUGGAAAUUUACACCUGGUAUUUGUUCGGCAAACACAUGCAAACUGAUGCAUUCAAACCUGCUAUUAACGAAGAUAUUCUUCCACCCCUCCUAUUGCAUUACAACUGACAUGCAAUUUACAUUGUAUGACAUUUGAGGGAGUCUAUUAUUUAAGUAAUAUUGUCUGAAUAAAUGACUCUUU